UCUACAAAACAACCAAGAUGGCGAUGGGAGGAGUAGUUUUACAACUCGCUGCACUACUUCAGCUCCUUCUAGUGAUCUUGUGUGAUGGGCAGGUUAUGCUGCGAUACCGUCAAUGUACUUAUUUUGGUGCGGGUCGAACACCAAAGGAAGCCUACAGUCUGUCAAACUGCACUUGGUACAAAGAGCAAUCUUGCUGUCGACAUACAGAGGUGACAUCAGUCUUCAGCGCGAUGAUGCCAUUGGAAACUUCAAGCAAAAAGUGCCACAACCUCAUGAAUUACCUCAUGUGCUACUUUUGCAGCCCAGAGCAAGAAUUUUGGUACCGUUCAGACAGGCUUCACAUCUGUUCAUCUUAUUGCAAUGACAUCUACAAAGAGUGCAGUGAUGCCAAAUAUAGAGGAGAAACAAUUGGGAGCAAAUACAAAAAUGGCCAGGAAUUUUGUAAUGCUCAAUUAUUCAAAGUUGUCAAGAGCCGCUUUGAAAGAUGUUUUGAGUUUGAUGACACUUUAUUUGGUGCUGCUUCAUUUGUUUGUGUGGAGAGAUUCAUGGUAGCAGCUUCCGUUUUUUUGACUUUUGCAAUGAAUUUUUGGUGAAUCAGUUGGUAUUAUUUAAAGUCAUUCAGCAACAUUAUAUUGAAACAACCGCAAAGUCUUGUUAGCACAGCUUUGUUACAAACAAGUGGCAUAGUCCAAAGUUUUGUGGUCACAACAUGUAACAUAUAAUAUAUCCCAGACUUUUCAUUUGUAAWUUGGAUGAUAAGAAGAAAAGAAAUUCUUUUAAGAUCAAUUGAAUAUAAAUGUAACACCAUCACUCUAGUCUCCUUCAAGAUUCCUUGAAAGGUAUCCAUGACUUUGUAUAAAAGCAAUACAACCAUUAAGAAAAGCAAUUUUAAGCAUCUUUCAAAUCUACAGACAAUGAUUUACAGGUAUCAAUCAUUGCAUGCUAAAUGGAACUCAACUUGUCUUGCUUCAAAGCAAAGGCGCAGCUACCUUUAAAGGGACAUGUCAAUGGAUGACAUGCGUGAGUAAACUUGAAAACAYUAGGCUAGUGUUUUCAAGUUUACGACUCCAAGUUGGYRCGASGCAUGACAAAAAAAGUACUCGUAAACGUAAACAGAUCUAGAAUAUUCUAAAGUGUGUCAAAACAUUGAUUUACCUCAAAGGUAAUACUUUCAAAGUCCGUUAGAGGCAAAACUGUUACUGCGCAUGUCAUCCAUUGACAGUGUCCCUUURAGAUGACAAAGGGAACAAUGAAGACAAUUUUGCAAUUUUAGUUUUAUUUCCUAUAUUUUUAAUAUCCAAAUAUUAAUUUUUUUAUGUUGCCAUAAAAAACUCUGUAUACAAGUAUUUACUGGAGGUUUUAUAGUGUAAAUAUAUAUAUAUAUAAUAUAUCUAGAUGAUGUGUAUAUCUUAAGAGAUAAUUUUUUCAAAUCCAUUGUAUUAAUGAUUGUAAAUAAUAUCWGUUAAU
Exaiptasia diaphana is the source of this 1467-nucleotide messenger RNA. RefSeq lists its product as uncharacterized. Gene Ontology annotation, molecular function: signaling receptor activity. Gene Ontology annotation, cellular component: external side of plasma membrane. The coding region runs from base 18 to 593 and encodes 191 amino acids. The record is from RefSeq and is a predicted model, not a curated record. The transcript is spliced from 2 exons. NCBI's taxonomy places the organism in Eukaryota, Metazoa, Cnidaria, Anthozoa, Actiniaria, Aiptasiidae.